Molecule: messenger RNA, 360 nt
Organism: Thelazia callipaeda (thelaziosis nematode)
Lineage: Eukaryota; Metazoa; Nematoda; Chromadorea; Rhabditida; Thelaziidae
Source: the annotation of a GenBank genome assembly
AUGGCAAAAUUACACAAAACUAAAUACCAUAUUUUUCUGAGUGUGCAAUUACUUCAUCGAUGUGAAAUACUUGAAAAAUAUGAAACACGCAGUAAACGUUUUGCAACAAAAAUGUAUUUCAAAGAAACAAUGAAAUUCAAUGUACCUUCGACUUAUGCUGACAUCAGCCUUCAAAUAAAAGUUUACCAAAACACAGGAAAUGAUGAAGAAAUUGGACAUAUCCUAGUUGGUCCGCAAGGACACCUAACCGGCGUACAUCACUGGAAACAGACAUUCAAUCAUCCAAAUACGCCAAUAUCCGUCUGCCACAAGCUGACAUCCACAGUACGACUUCCCAAAGGAUUUCUCAGAUCCUUAUAG